This is a messenger RNA of Cannabis sativa, 870 nucleotides long. RefSeq lists its product as uncharacterized. The record is from RefSeq and is a predicted model, not a curated record. The coding region runs from base 1 to 870 and encodes 289 amino acids. Lineage: Eukaryota; Viridiplantae; Streptophyta; Magnoliopsida; Rosales; Cannabaceae. The transcript has 3 exons.
AUGUUAUGGAAGGAGAAUGAGGUGGCUACUCAUGCUGGUUUCUCAAACAACCAUAUUAAUGUUACUGUUAAAAUGGAAAGGAGUGGUGUUUGGCUUUUUACUGGUUUAUAUAGAGAACCAAACCGUAAUCUAAGACAUAAAAUAUGGUCGUUGAUUCGUGAUUUGGCUGCCUUUGUCAAGGGCCCUUGGUGUGUUAUGGGCGAUGUGAAUAAUGUCUGUAGGGUAAAUGAUAAAAAAGGUGGGCGUCCUUAUCAUGCAGCUCUUAUUCAAGUUUCUAAUGAUGCUCUUUGGACUGACAAUUGGGUGGAAGUGCGCCUUUAUCGUGCAUUGGUCAACCAAGAGUGGUUAUCGUGCUUCUCUAUGGCUAAACUCUAUAAUCUUGAGGAGAAACUAUUAUUUUGUGGUGAGAAUCUGGCAAUUUGGGGUUAUGAUAUUUUGGGUAAUCUUAAGAACCAAAUUGUUGUGUGCAAGAAGGAAAUCAAAAAGCUGAAAAAUAAGAGAGAUGUUGUUUCGUGCCAAUUAUUUAAAGAAGCUAAUGAUCAGUUGAUUAAGUUUCUUGGGAUGAAGGAGUCUUACUGGCGUCAAAGAUCAAAACAACUGUGGCUUAAAGAAGGAGAUCAAAAUAUCAAAUAUUUUCAUGCAUCGGCAAGUGCCAUGAGACGAAACAAUUAUAUUACAAACCUCUGCAAUAAUGAUGGUGAAUUGGUCGAUUGGGAUAGCGGUUUAUCAGAGGUAAUGGCUGACUAUUUUCAUGAUUUAUUUUCUUCCUCUAAUGUGGAUUUGGAAAAUGUGGUUGACGGAGUUCGUUGUUCUGAUACUACUGAACAGAAUAAUGAUCUUCUCUUGCAUGUUAGUGUUGAGGAAAUUUGA